Messenger RNA from Paramecium tetraurelia, 567 nucleotides. RefSeq lists its product as uncharacterized. The transcript is spliced from 3 exons. Gene Ontology annotation, biological process: retrograde transport, endosome to Golgi; endoplasmic reticulum to Golgi vesicle-mediated transport. Lineage: Eukaryota; Ciliophora; Oligohymenophorea; Peniculida; Parameciidae. The record is from RefSeq and is a predicted model, not a curated record.
AUGGGUUUUCUCACUGUCAGUCUUUUGCUUUUUAUCUUGGGUGUUAUGUUUUUCCUUGACAGAGCCUUAUUAGUGAUGGGAAAUUUAUCAUUUUUGAUUGGACUUUGUUUAUUGAUAGGAGUUAAAAGUACGUUAUCCUUCUUCCUGAAGAAAGGCAAAAUUAAGGGAAGCAUUUUCUUUUUUUUGGGAUUCUUUAUCAUUGUUUUCCUUAGAUUAUCAAUAGUUGGAUUUCCAUUGUAAAUUUAUGGACUUUUCCAGAUGUUUAAGUCUUUCCUUCCAUUCCUAUAUGAUAGUGCAACCAAACUACCUAUUAUUGGCAGAUAUCUAAGAAAUCCGCAAUUAAAGAAAAUGGUUGAUGAAGUGUCAGCCAAAGGCCCCAUCCGUAUGAGAUAGAUAAAUUUAAUAUUAUUGUUAUUUGAUAAUUUAAGAAAUCUUCUUAAAAUUUUACUUCUAUCUAAAAUCAAUUAUUUCAUUUGUUGUAACUAUUAGAAACUCCAAAUAAUUUAAUGGAAACAAAACUUGGACAUAUUAAAAAGCUAAUAGAUAUAUAGAACUUCAAUAUAUUGA